GCAGACAUUUUUUCUCCCCCUCUCUCUCUCUGUCUCUCUCUGUCUCUCUCUCUCCUCGUCGGACAAUAAUAAAUUCCUGCGACUCCACCGACUUAAGAUAGCUCACUCGAAAACAACCGAACAUUCCCCACAGGGAAUAAGAGUGUAGCAAACUGCAAGAAUACUCUGACAGGGCCUGAAAAUGAACCAACUCGACUGGGUGAAUAACUCUAAUGCUCCACCAAAUAACCCUGUGAAGCGAAAUCGUGGUCGGCCACGCAACGAUCAAAGCCUAAAGCGUAGAGUGGUUGCGCCAAUGCCACCUGGAUUUGAAGCUAAGGCGAAUGGAAACCAACCCCAUCAACAACAUGUCAUCGAUAAUGCAAACGAUGGAAUGGUGGGUCAAACAGUCACUGGUGUAGUCCAGGCAGCAUUUGAUUCAGGUUAUUUGCUAACUGUUCGGAUUGGCAACUCUAAUGCCAGUCUCAGUGGUAUUGUCUUUACGCCAGGAAAUUUUGUUCCAAUCUCAAAAGAAAAUGAUGUGGCCCCAAAUGUUCGAACGAUUACAAGAAAUGAAGUUUUCUUCCCAAUGGAGAACCAAACUCGCAAACGUCGCCCUCGAUCCAAAGGGAGUACGGUGCAACAUCAUGGUCUUCGUGGGGUUGAAACCAUUCAUUUAUCGAAUGGAUUAACAGUAUCAAACAUUGUUAAGCCUCCUCCGGGCUUAAGAGGCACAGUGGUGCCUGUUGUACUCCAGCCAGUCAAUUUAUCAAAUGGAUUGCUAACUGGAAACCAAGUACCUCCAGUUCCAUCCCAAGCUAAUCAUGUAGCAGCCAUGAAAAUGACAGUUGGUUCGCAUAAUCAAAAUGACCCUCUCCAUCAGGGUUUAGAUGGAAAAUCGUUGGCAGAAGAUUCUGGUCGUGGUUUGGAAGGAGACAGCGUGAAUGAGCCUCUCUUUCUAGAACCGCUGCAAAUCAUAGAUUUUGAUAUUCCUAACCAAACGGAACCUGUUGCCAAGCCUUCAGGAGAUAAUUACAGAAUGGGAAUGGGAAAGAUGACCGCACUUUUGCAGGCUUUGCAGGGAAAUAGGACAGAACCAGGUGCCUAGAUUCCAAAACGCGGCCUCAGAAAAAUGAUCUUCGUCAUAAGAAAGCUAAGUGGAAUUAUCCAGUUAAUUUCCACCUGUCAAAUCGGACAUUUUGUGAAGCUCCAGGGACUGGAUUGAAGGUAAAGGCUGAAUAUUAGGAAAACUAGUGCGAGUUUAAAGUAUUCUCACCUUUGGAUUUUGUGUGGGUUGAGAAAUAAACUAACUCGCUUUUUGGUGUAACCCGGUCGUUUUGUAAUAUAGUGCCUGCAAAUGCCUAAGCAUGUUGCCAACUUUGUGCAUUACUACUCCUUGUACAUGAUAUGCCUACCCAAGUGCGUUUGUGGAACACCUUGACCGUACCUAUUUCCGUUUUUGUUUUAAGUUUGAAUUCUGCAGUGAUCUUCUAGCCGCAGAUUAUUUUGAAUCACAUAUUACCUCUUGCAGAUUAUGUGAUUCAUCUCUUCUAA
Rhododendron vialii is the source of this 1533-nucleotide messenger RNA. Its product is annotated as protein METABOLIC NETWORK MODULATOR 1-like. Lineage: Eukaryota; Viridiplantae; Streptophyta; Magnoliopsida; Ericales; Ericaceae. Bases 182 to 1087 code for a protein of 301 amino acids. The record is from RefSeq and is a predicted model, not a curated record. The transcript has 3 exons.